AUGGUAACCUACAUUGGGUACUUCUUCUUCAUCAGUGAAGCUAUGUGUCGCAUGGGCUCGCCAACUUGUUGCGCAACCGAAACAAUUCAGAAAACUAUCAUGGGAGACAUUUCUUCUAAGCAACCAACCUCCAUCGUUAAACAUAUUCGGUUUCUCGUACACAGCUACAUCUGCAAGGCAUUUCCUAACAGGGACAAGAAGAUAUGGUUACUGGUAGCUGUAGUCUCAACGUUCGGAAACUUCAAGAGACGCAAAGUCAUCAAAGAGACAUGGGGAUCCGCCUUACAAGACAAUGCCCCAGGACACGUGUGCCUCAUAUUCGUUGUCGGGAAACAAAACCAAAGCAAUCUUUCACACCGGAAACAAUUCCUGAACGAAAUACACCAUUACGGGGACGUUACACAAAUCAAUAAAGAUGAGACAUAUCUAAAUCUUGUUCAUAAGAGUAUAGGUAUUUUGAAGUGGGCCAACUUCUUUGUACCAAGCGUGAAAUUCAUCCUCAAAAUCGAUGAUGACGUUGUAUUAAAUCCAUCAAACCUGUACUAUAGACUGUUAAUGCAUAGUUACCAAUCUAGAUUCAUCAUGGGAUACGUCGGAAGAGGAGCAACUCCACAAAGGGUGAAAACUAAAGAGAAUUAUCUGCCAUAUAAUUACUAUUCCGGAAAUGUGCUCCCUAACUACAUCUUCGGGCCUUCCUACGUCAUAUCCGGUGACCUUAUCCGUGACCUCUUGACCGUCAUUCCCAAGAUUCCCUUGUUACACAUAGAAGAUAUAUUCAUCACAGCCAUAUCUGCUUCGUAUACAGAAGCUGUUCACAUUGGAAGAUGUGGCUUCAUCUAUCCUAAAAGCCAGAAUGUUGAAGAGUUUCGAUGGGGAACAUCGUUCGUCUCUUCACACAGCUACCAAUCAGCCGAGUUAUCUUCGGUCUGGAAAUAUGCCCGAAUACAAUCACAUCACCUGAGCUAUUCUGCCCUGUUUCUUCAGCAACUGUGA
This is a messenger RNA of Haliotis rubra (blacklip abalone), 993 nucleotides long. RefSeq names its product UDP-GlcNAc:betaGal beta-1,3-N-acetylglucosaminyltransferase 7-like. The transcript has a single exon. The record is from RefSeq and is a predicted model, not a curated record. Gene Ontology annotation, molecular function: hexosyltransferase activity. The coding region runs from base 1 to 993 and encodes 330 amino acids. Gene Ontology annotation, cellular component: membrane. Lineage: Eukaryota; Metazoa; Mollusca; Gastropoda; Lepetellida; Haliotidae.